Molecule: messenger RNA, 1980 nt
Organism: Pomacea canaliculata
Lineage: Eukaryota; Metazoa; Mollusca; Gastropoda; Architaenioglossa; Ampullariidae
Product: NKAP-like protein
Exons: 8
Coding region: 959-1675 (238 amino acids)
Biological process (GO): regulation of gene expression
Cellular component (GO): nucleus
Molecular function (GO): chromatin binding
Source: RefSeq, a predicted model, not a curated record
GAUUUAAUGGGUUCUACAGUUUCAUCAGGUGUUAGAAUCAUUAUUCUAACACAGUAGUAUAGUCAUUUGUCUCUAAAAUGAAGCACACCUACAUGUAGAUAAGUUUACCUUGCUUUACCUGAGACAAUGAUGCAUCUGCCGAUAUGCUAGACUCGUUUGUAGCAAUCAAGUUUAUUAUACUACCAUCAGCUCUACUAAGUUUAGUGUAAAAUUCUAAAAGGUGUGCAGGUAGUGGUCAUUUGAAAUAAACAUAUUGCUUACUGGUUUUAUAUCUUUUCGAAUAGGACUGUAAUACUAUCAGCAGGUUGUUUUUACAGUGUGUUUCAUACUUUUAAAGCUCUUUGCAGACAGAAACUUUUAGUUUAACUCAAGCCAUGAGUUGUGUGUGUCUUUUAGUUAUUAUGCUCUCAUAAACUGAGCAGGCUUCCUAUUAAGAAGAUUGAGGAAGCUCUCAAAACCCAUUUUAAUGCCCCACAGUCUUAACCUUUUGACCUCCCGGUUGGUGGCACACGGAAUCCCAGGUGAGCCACGUUAGAUUACUCUGCUUCUCUCCUGAUGUAAUAGCAGUUAAAAGACAGCAUGACAUGACGAUGACACAACAGCUGCAGGUGAGCUCAGUGUACUCAGGGUUGUGUGACUGCUGGACCGUGGGCUUUAUACCCCCGAGCCACUUGCCUGAUGUCUGUGGGGUAUGACAAGCCUGCGGCCUCUCCCCUUCGUAAUUGCUCCUGUGGGGGGUAAUUAUUGACCCGGUGACCGCGCAGAGCGGGGUGGGUGGACUAGCGACCGGAUGUAGGUGGGGGGAUAUGUGUGUGAUGUCGUGCGUGAAGGUCCGGGAAAGAGGCCAAUGGUCAGAACGUGAGGAGACAGCGCCGAGGUGUGAGCACAAUUCAUCGAGAGCGCGAAAAAGUAUUGUGUUUGGUUUUUAUGGAGAGAAACUGCAUCUACCGCUACAUUGAUGAGAUGGAGAGGCGACGUGAAGAACGUGAAAAAAUACAAGCAUGUGGUGUUCCAGAGGUAUGGGGAGACUCUCCCCCACCUUCUGACAGUUUUCAGCUCAGAGGAUGAGAUGAGACACGAGAAGAAAAAGAAAGGCGAGCAGAAAGAUAGGGAAUGCGAUGUGCAUUCUGAAGGAGGGAGAAAGAGAAAAAAGCAUAAGAAAAAAUCCAGCAAGAGCAAGAAGCAUAAGAAAAGUAAGAAAGCAAGGACCAGCAAGAAGUCAAAAAGCAGGGACUAUGCGCCGUCCGACAGUGAAUGGGAGUUCGUAUGGGAGGAAAAGAAGAAACCUGGUGAGGAGGAAGAAGAAAUAUUUAUCGGUCCCAAACCUUAUGUAGAAAGCACUGCAGAGAAACCUUUGGACUAUGGCAAGGCCUUGUUGCCUGGUGAAGGAGCAGCCAUGGCAGCCUACAUUGCUGAAGGCAAAAGAAUUCCCCGUAGGGGUGAGAUUGGCUUGACAUCUGAUGAGAUCCAGGCAUUUGAACAAGUUGGCUAUGUCAUGAGUGGUAGCAGACAUAGACGUAUGGAAGCUGUACGUCUUCGAAAGGAGGGCCAAAUUUACACCGCGGCCGAGAAGAGAGCUCUCACUCAGUUCAACCACGCUGAGCGACGCAAGCGAGAGAUCAAAAUUCUUUCGCAAUUUAAAGAAAUGGUCCAUCGCAGGACACAUAAGGAAUAGGCUUCCUUCAUGUAGAGAGCUUUUUUUUGUCUGGCAUAACGAUGACUUCCAUAUAGUAUACACAUCAUAAACAGAGAUUUAUAUUUGAAAUAUUCGAAACUUCAGUGUUCUUAUGAAGUAGAGGUGUACACACAGACUGUUUAUGUCUUUGAAAUGAGAUAGGGCAUUUGUGAUUCAAUUUGAUUUUCAUAAAUGAAACCUACGUUGUUUACAUUGGACAGGCACAUUUGAUCAUUGAACUUUGUAUUUGUACAGCAAACUGCUGGAUGGUAAUGUUAAACAAGUCAUUUGUAAAUAAAGUUGUC